This is a messenger RNA of Eruca vesicaria subsp. sativa (arugula), 512 nucleotides long. NCBI's taxonomy places the organism in Eukaryota, Viridiplantae, Streptophyta, Magnoliopsida, Brassicales, Brassicaceae. The record is from the annotation of a GenBank genome assembly.
UGCAGAAAUUUCUUGGUGCUAACUUUGAUUCUUAAUGGGCAGAGCAGAUUUCAUGAGUUGGGAUAACAUAAAGUAGGUUCAUAGUGUAUUUCGGUGAGAAGAACAUGAUGAACCUGAGCUUUUCACGAAAUCAUCAGAUGUUGUGGUCACUUCUCGAAAGAUUGUAGUAAAGGGGAUGCUCAUGAUUCAAUGUUAUGUCAUGUUGCUUCUGGUUCUUUUAUCUUAGGUCUCAAUCAAUAAAAAGUAUUCUGAUAUUCCAGAAGUGUGGCAAGAGAGGACUUCAACUCCUGUCACUGCAACAAAAAGCUCAUAAGAGCCAAAUACAGCUAAGCAGGCUUUGUACCAAAAACAUGGUCUGUUUCUUAUACGCCAAAUCUUCCUUGCUUGGAGCUGAGCGUCAAUACCCUGACUACAACAUCAGGGAGUACACAAAGCGAAGGAUCUUGGAUGGGUUCCGCAUGAACAAGAAUCUCACUGACCCAUCAAAUGUGGAGGCUUCUGCUGAAGGUUAG